Molecule: messenger RNA, 1197 nt
Organism: Naegleria gruberi
Lineage: Eukaryota; Heterolobosea; Eutetramitea; Acrasida; Naegleriidae
Exons: 1
Coding region: 1-1197 (398 amino acids)
Source: RefSeq, a predicted model, not a curated record
AUGUUUCACACCAAAUCUAUUCUAGCUGCUAUUAUGCUUUUUGUAUUAAUGGCUUGUGCUCAACAAGUUUCUUCUCAACUUUCUCUCAAGGCUGUGGAACAAAACUUGUUCAGAAGCCCAAGACAAAGCUGCUCAUGUAUUGCAUGUACAUGUGGGGGUGGCACUUGUCCUCAAAGUGUUGCUGCCCAUGCCUAUACUAGUUUCUCUCUAACCUGUCCUACCGGCCAAGUUGUAUCUUCCUAUAGCGUUAAUGUUCAGUCAACUGAUGGAAGCUCCUUCAAAUACUACACUGUUUCUGAAGCUGAUUUUGAAAAAUAUAAACAAGGUCUUCCUUUCAGUUACUACAAUGGUCCUUCUUCAGCAAGCUCUGUUACUUGCGUUUAUGCUGGUACAUACAGAUUAGAUCAACAAAAUGCCAAAUUUUUUGUUGAGUGCACCAACGCAAUCAUGAGUUGUCCAUUGAAGUAUAGUGUUUCUUAUGGUUGUACUACUCCUACAGGUACUGUUGUUGGUUUGGAUCUUUCUGCUCCAACAACUGUUAACAGCGGUCAAACCUUCACCACAACAGUCAGAUUACUUGACACCAGUGGAAACACAGUUUCUACUUCUGGAGAAAGUAUUUCUUUGAGUUGGGAAGGAAGUGGUACACUGGGAGGUUCAACAACUGCAACAACUUCUAAUGGUGUUGCUACAUUCUCAAAUUCUAUCACAGUUUCAUCCUCAGUUUCAGCUAAAUUGAAAGCAACCUACACUACUGGUGGAAAUACCUAUUCACAAAGUCGUGGUGUUGAUGUUCAAACUGGAUCUAACCCAGUGGAUUAUACAUCUGCUUGGGUUGGCACAUGGAAAGUUCAAGACACAUGCGAUGUCAAUUCAUGUUGUUGUUUGACAGGAAGUGUUUCUGUCACCAAGUCCAACACUAAUACUGUCUUUUUGACUGGUCCAGUGAAUGGUCAAUGUGGCUCUUCAACAAGCAUGUCUGCUCAAGUUUCAAACAUUAAUUCUGACACCACUUUGAGUGCAAUAAUCUUUAACAAUCCUUUCAUCUUGACAAGAAAUGGAAAUGAAUUGACUGUUGUCAAUCAAAAAGCAACUCAAUGCAGUGGAAGAGCUGUUAAAACAAGUGGUUCCUCCAAUAUUAAGCAAGCUUCUUUCCUAAUUGUUUGCUUGCUUGUUUUAAUUUCAUUCUUAUUCUAA